Messenger RNA from Chelonus insularis, 1578 nucleotides. RefSeq lists its product as uncharacterized. The record is from RefSeq and is a predicted model, not a curated record. The transcript has 2 exons. Lineage: Eukaryota; Metazoa; Arthropoda; Insecta; Hymenoptera; Braconidae. The coding region runs from base 30 to 914 and encodes 294 amino acids.
UUAAAAAUUCAAUUCAUCUAAAUGUAAAAAUGAUAUGUAAUCGUAGUAUUUGUGAGAAACGUCACCUUAAUUUCGCAGCUGCUGCUGAAGAAAUAAUCAGUUCCAAUGAAGAAUUCGUAAAUUAUGUAAGACACCUCAAGUGCCGAGUUACUAAUUUAGUACGAAAACAAAUAAAAAAGAAUAUUUCAAAUUCACAAAACAUGGAUAAUUCUAAUUCUGAUGAUUUUUCUGAACUGAGUCGUGAUAAUUCAAGAGAAAUUUUAUCACCUGAGAAAAAAAAUGAAAAAAUUCAAUUUGAUAAAACAGAUAAUAAAAAGAAAGCAGGUAAAAAAUCACGUUCAAAAACUCCUCCAAAACGUCCUAUUACUCCAAAAAGUUCUUCGCACAAAAGUCAUAAACCUUCACAACGUACAGCUGAUGGACAAGAUCUAUCAGAUUCAGGAUUAGGCACUUCGAGAUUUGAACCAGACAAUACUGAAUUAGUAUUAGACCAUUCAACACCACGUUCAAGCACACAAAUUUCUUUCCAUGAUUUAUCAAAUAAUGUAACACUUCCUGAACAAAUAACUAGAGUUCGACGAACACCAGACGUUUCUCCAAUACGUCCAUUGUCUGCGAGAAAACGUGAUAUUCUUGAUAAAUUUGUAGAUAAAGCAUCAUCUGCGGUUACUCCGACAGAUACAAUAUCUGAAAUACGAAGUACAUGGACACAAAGAAGCGCUACUUUGGCUAAUCAUGUCAGAAGUCGUUUUUAUGAACGUAUGCACAUCUUUGUAAGAGCUCUAAUUGUUGGAGUUCUUCUAUGGAUGGCUUUAAUUUACGGAGCUCUUCUUGGCGCGUCACUUUGUAAUUACGGUAGAUUUUCCAUUUUCCCGGGAUCGUCAUUACAAAAACCUCGUAUGGUUUUUUAUUAGUCUAUUCAUUUUUGUAAUACAAAAUAAUUAUUGUAAUACAAAUUUUUUACUCUCACGAUUGCAAUACAUUAGUAACAUAAUUGCACAACUUGAGACUUCCAAUAAAACAUUAGAUCUUAUACGAUUCAAUUAUAAAUUAUUUUUAUUUCAUUGCAAUAUUAUGCUUUAGUAAAAAAAUGUACACCUUAUAAAAUUGUUUAUUCUUUUUUCAAUAUUUUAAGAUUGAAAAUCUCAAGUUUAAAAGGAAAAUCGACAUAAAAUAACUAAAAAAUUUACUUCAAGACUUGACACAAAAUAUAUUAAACUUGGAAUAAUACACGGUACGUGUUUAGUACAAGUAAAUGCGACAUCAGAAAGACAUUUCUCAUCUCUAAUGUCACAUUAUAUUUUAAUGUUUAUGACAGAAUGGGUAUCAAAUUCGUUGCAAUGGCAUUUACCAUUUUUCGAUCGUUACUUUAUAUCGUUUUUUGUAUUUACGAAUAUUUUUUUUUAUGAUUCGUAAAAGAAUAAGGAUCGUCAAAUAUGAAAUUUCACGGCUUGUGCGUGUUGUUGAUCUUCUUCUUCUUCUUGUUCUUUAUCUUAUGAUAUGUUUUUUUUACUUUUUUUUGUUUUAUUACACGCAACUCUCUGGACCAGGUAUAGAGUUUGCGAUUAUUAUUUCUUU